This is a messenger RNA of Entrophospora candida, 2163 nucleotides long. The record is from the annotation of a GenBank genome assembly. NCBI's taxonomy places the organism in Eukaryota, Fungi, Glomeromycota, Glomeromycetes, Entrophosporales, Entrophosporaceae.
AUGACUACGUCUGGACUUAUAGAUGGAUUAGUGGAUAUAAAUCAAGAAAAUACUGAAAACAAAUACUCACAAAACAUCGAUUACUAUCAAAAAUACAUUGAUUUGUUAAAAAAAAAUGAAGAUUUAGAAACAGAAAAAGAAGACUAUAAGUUUAAUUUAACCAGAUAUCAAGACAUCCUUGAACCAGCUUACAAUAAAAACAUUAGAAAAUUAAAAGAGGAAAAUGUAGUUAUAUCCCAAGAGAAAGAUUUCUAUUUUGCUAAUUUUACUAAAUAUCAAAAAGAAAUUGAACCAAAAUACAAAGAAGAAAUCUAUACUUUGAAUCAAGAUUUAUCUAGAUAUGAAAAUAUUUUUAAAGAUUUAAAAAUAGAAUAUAACGAUAAAUUAUUUCAAUAUCAAAAAGAAGCCGAGAGACAUUACAGUGCGAUAAUCAGAGAUUUAAAAGCAGAAAAUGAAAAACUUAAUUUAGACAAAGAAAGAAUUAAUAACAACUUGGAUAAAGAUUAUCCCGACGAAAAAAUUAUUGAGCUUGAAACAGAUAUUCGUAGCAAAGUUGUUAUGAUUGAAGCCAUAGAAAAAUCAAAUCAAGAAUUAAGAACUACAAACGACAAAUUAAGAAAAGAAGCUUCGUCAUAUCAAUCAGCUUUAGGUGAUGCAUUAAAUGUCCAUUUGAAUAAUUCAGUUCAACUUUCAACUGAUAUAGCUUCUCUACAGGAUAGACUUGAAAAAUACGUCACAGCUUUAAAAGGUUCUUUUAUAGAAAUUGAUAAUGAUAAAAUUCAAGAAUUGUAUGGAAAAUAUAAUUUAGAUAUACAUCAACAUAAAAAUAAUAAAAUUUUGAUGAAAUCAGUUUUACAACGUCAUGUUUUAGAAAAAAUUCUUGAAUAUAUUGAUAAUUAUCUUGAUAUUACAGAAGAUGAUGAUACAAAUAAUCCCAAUAAUCAGGAAAAAUAUAUAAUGAAUCAUACAAAUGAAUUAAUAUUUCUCCUUGAUAAAUUUUAUAAUAAUCAUUUUGAACAAGAUAAUAAUACUUGUGAAAAUAAAAAAAAACAAUAUAUGCAUCCAUUCAUAUCAUCCACAGCAUUAGAACUUAAUCAAUUAAUGGGAGGAUAUCGUUAUAUCAAAAAUGAUACCAAAAGAAAGAAUGUAGAAAAUAUGGCAGAAAAUCUUAUCAAAGAUGUUUUUAGGAUAUUUAAAUUUCGAUUAUUAGUUCAAGAACCAAAAUGUGAGACACUCUGGUUUGAAAAAGAUGUAAAAAUAAAUCCUCUAUUUAUGAAAGGACAAUGGGAUGAUGAUUUUUUGGAUGAUUAUGUUGUGGAUAUUUGUUAUUUUCCUUUGAUUGGAACGGAAUUGAAUGAUUCGAGUAAAAGUAAAGUUUGCAUUCAUGCAAAAGUUUUCCCUCGAUCUAUAGAACCACCAUCGCCUACAGCAGAAGAUCAUCCGCCUUUGAAUGAUGAACUACAAGAAAAUUCAAGUUUAAUCGGAGGUAAUAUUAAGGGUAUAUUUAAUAAAAUAUUACCCCCACCAUCCUCUUCAACACCAAGUCAAAAUUCAGAUAACAGUGAUCACAACAAGGAUCCAAAUAAGCGUCAAAAUUCGGCUAACAGUGAUCACGACAAGAAUCCAAACAAGCGUCAAAAUUCGGCUAACAGUGAUCGUAACAGGGACUCAAACAAACGUCAAAAUUCAGCUAGCAAUGAUUGUAGCAACGAUCCAAAUGAGCGUCAAAAUCCAGUUAACAGUGAUUGUAACAGCGAUCCAGAAAAGCGUCAAAAUUCAACCGACACGAGUGAUGUUGACAACCAAAUUAUAAAAGGAGGAGUCUGUGGUGGAAAUGAAGAUAGUAAAAUUGAAAAUAGUGAAAAUCAAGAUAUUGACGACCUAGAAAAUGAUGGUGGACAAGGAACUAGUGAAUACGGAAAUGAUGAAAACAGUCAAGAAUCUGUAUGGGUUGCUGAAUGGGUUCCUGAAAAAGGAAUAGAUCCUGAAAAGGAUGUUGAUAAAGAUGGUAAAGACACAACCACAAAAUUACAAAUUAAUGAUUUUGGUGAAGAAGAGCUUAUGGCAGGUGCUAUAAAUACUAUUGAAGAGGAGAAUGUUUUUGAUCGUGAUGAUGAUACUCGAUCAAAAUGGUCACUGUUAUAUUUAUUUGAUUCUAGUUGA